This is a messenger RNA of Peniophora sp. CBMAI 1063, 1434 nucleotides long. The record is from the annotation of a GenBank genome assembly. NCBI's taxonomy places the organism in Eukaryota, Fungi, Basidiomycota, Agaricomycetes, Russulales, Peniophoraceae.
AUGGCGCGCUCGCUACUUGGACUCGGAGUCCUGUACGGCCUGACGGGCGCUUCUGCGAUCAGGCUGCUGGGAAGCAGUGUGCUUGGGCCGAACCCGGGGACUGUGAACCAUCUGAAUGGAGAGUCGUACCAGCAGGAUGCUAUCAUUACUUUCCAAGGAUAUCAGUACGCAUCACUUUGGGUCGAAGACGCGUCCAACUCGUCCGUUCGCCACGCCACGCUCACACGGCGGGCCUUGUCGUCUUCCAAUGCAACAUGGGAGAGUCUGACGUUUACGGACUAUAAUCAGACUGAAGAUGAUGGGCAUGAUACGAUCUCGAUUGGCAUCUCUGCUGGAGAUGGCACGAUCCACAUGGCGUUUGACCAACAUGACAAUGUUCUGCACUACCGCGUCUCGGAAACCGGAGCCGCGCUCAGCCCCGGAAACACGACCUGGUCUACCGACCUCUUCGGAGAAGUGCUCGACCACCUCCCCGGCACAGAGUCCCUCAACGUAACAGAGUACUUCACACCCGUCACCUACCCGCGCUUCCUCUCCAUUCCGACUUCGCUGCAGAGCUCGACUACGGAUCUGAUCUUUGAGCUUCGGAUCGGACGGUCGGGGCUGGGCGAUGAUUGGUUGUAUGAAUAUACGCCGGGGGAGGGGUGGGCGUUGAUUGGAAGGUAUCUCGAGGGUGUCAAUAAUAACGCAUAUAUCAAUGGAUUGGACUUCGAUAGCAAGGGCAACUUGAUCACGACUUGGACCUACCGUGACUACGUGAACGACGUCGGACAAGAUGUCGCCGUGCAAGCAGGCCCGAACGGUCCUGAGAACAACCACGAUCUGAACUUCGCAAGCAGCCCGGAUUUCGGCAGGACGUGGCUGAAUACAUGGGGCCAGCCGGUUGCGAACGUUACGGAUGGUGUGCCUGUUGUGCCGGCCAGUGCUGGGAUCGUGGUGUUCGGUAUUCCGAAGUACGGUGGUAUCCUGAAUCAAGAAGCCCAAGCCGUAGACAACCAAGACCGGAUCCACGUCCUCAACCGCGAGAACACGACCGGGACCGAGCAGUGGUACCACUACUGGCGCAGCACGCGCUCAUACUGGACGCGCACCCCCCUCCCGCUCGACCUCCCCAGCAUCAACAACGUAACCAACACGCCCACCGUCAUCGGCAAGCGCGGCAAGCUCGUCCCCGUGACCUCUUCCUCCGGUGGCGGCUCGACGCUCCUAGCGAUCUUGCCCGACAACGCGGCCAACUCGACCGGGCUGAGUAUUCUGGCUAGCACGGAUGCGGGAAGAUUUAGAGACUGGGAGGUCGUGUGGGAGGUGCAGGAGGGGUGUGGGUGGGAGCCGCUGGUUGAUCGGUAUAGGUUGGGCGAGGACGGGGUGUUGUCGCUUUAUUUGGUUAAUGGGACGGAUGUUGUUGUGGCUGAUUUAGAUUUGGAGGGGCUGUGA